Messenger RNA from Caenorhabditis remanei, 726 nucleotides. RefSeq lists its product as uncharacterized. The transcript is spliced from 2 exons. The record is from RefSeq and is a predicted model, not a curated record. The coding region runs from base 1 to 726 and encodes 241 amino acids. Lineage: Eukaryota; Metazoa; Nematoda; Chromadorea; Rhabditida; Rhabditidae.
AUGCAACCUCUUCCAUUAUCCCCGUUACUCGCUGGUCUCUGUAAUGGAUUUCUGGCAUCUUAUUGGGAAAUUUGGGCUCAUCAUCUGAUUUCAUUCCUCACAUCUUCAUUUGUCGCUCAAAUAGAAUGUCUUGUAUUCUGUUUCAUAAGGAAGCAUCAAUCAAUUGCAAAACUAUCAUAUCGGCAUGUCAUAACGGAUAUUUGGUAUGUUUUCGGAACGAUUAUUGCUGUUUUCCUACCGAUUUUUAUUGGAUUACUGUUCAAUCAGUCUGGAAUGAGGAGAGAAGAACAGAUGGAUUAUGUGAGAGACAACCUUCCACAGUACAAAUCUGGAUUCGAAAGCCUCCAAAAUUUUGUGAUCUACUCUGCCAACCCUUGUCUCAUAGCAAUGCUUGGUAUAACUUUCACUGGAGGGUUACUCUGUGGAGCACUAUUUAUACUUCUUACUCUCGACAUGCUCAAAAUGCUCAAAGAGAUUCAACGGAAGGUUUCUGUCGUCAACUUCAGAAGAUAUAAAAUUGCGGUAACUAGCUUAUUGGCUCAGUUUUUGUCUUCAUUCCUAUUAUCUGUUCCUUUAUUUUUCUUCCUUGUUCUGGCUGCUAGUCAAAUCGAAAAUUCAAAUGGAACAGCGAAAUUUCUGGUUUCAAUUAUGCCAUUUUAUUCACCAGUUAACGCAUUGGUCCUGGUUUUCACUACUCCGCCAUAUAGGAAUUUCGUUCUUCGGUAA